Messenger RNA from Ascochyta rabiei, 840 nucleotides. Its product is annotated as DNA-directed DNA polymerase. The transcript is spliced from 2 exons. Lineage: Eukaryota; Fungi; Ascomycota; Dothideomycetes; Pleosporales; Didymellaceae. Gene Ontology annotation, molecular function: protein heterodimerization activity. Gene Ontology annotation, cellular component: nucleus; CHRAC. Bases 1 to 840 code for a protein of 279 amino acids. The record is from RefSeq and is a predicted model, not a curated record.
AUGCCAUACAACAACACUCCUAUUGCGCCUUCAAAAGAAGUCACAGGCCAUGUCUCCCUCCCACUCGCGCGCGUCCAGAAAAUAAUCAACGCAGACCCGGAGCGCCUCAUCGUUACCAAGAAUGCCUCGUUCGCUAUCGCGUUGGCGACCGAGAUGAUGAUCCAGUACCUCGCCACUUCCACGCACAACGUCGUCAAAACAGAGCGCAAGCCGCGCCGCAAUAUCCAGUACCGCGAUGUCUCGAGCGCGGUAAGCAGGACGGACAACCUCGAGUUCCUGGUCGACGUGGUGCCCAAGACGAUGCAAUAUGGCGCGUGGCGUAAACGCAAGGCUGCGGAACUGGAAGCAACGGCGAAGGAGAGUGCUAUCAAGGAGGGCGGAGAGGAGGCCAAGGGGAAGGGCGAGACGGGCGAGACGGGCGAGACGGGCGAGAAGGACACUGCAAGACCUGCAAACGCGAACAACACCACACAAACAACGCUGCCAAGCAUACCGAUCGGCUCGGACGCUGCACAGGACCUGCUGGCCCGAGCCCGCGAAGCAGAGUCCACUUCCUCAUCCACGCCGCAGAACGGCACAGAGCUUGAUCCGCUGGCGAGGAAGGAGAUUGUGCCGCCUGUGCCAGAAACAGAAGCCAUGGACGUCGAUGGAGGGGCGGGAGGAGAAAGGAUUGCAGAGAGUGAAGGCGAGGAAGACCCCGCAGCCAUGCAGAUCGAGAUGGAGAUGCGUGGGCCGCCGAGGACGAACGGGGAGGAGAGUGCAAGUGCGAAUGCGAGUGCGACGCCGAGCGCGAGCGCGAGAAUGAGCUCGGGGGGGUUCACGGCGAUAAAUGGGCGGUAA